Messenger RNA from Exophiala aquamarina CBS 119918, 1107 nucleotides. RefSeq lists its product as uncharacterized. NCBI's taxonomy places the organism in Eukaryota, Fungi, Ascomycota, Eurotiomycetes, Chaetothyriales, Herpotrichiellaceae. The record is from RefSeq and is a predicted model, not a curated record. The transcript is spliced from 5 exons. Bases 1 to 1107 code for a protein of 368 amino acids.
AUGGCAUGUAUCACCGUUGCAAACAUGAGAAGGGGCGUGCUGCUUCAUAAACUCAUCCUCGUUGAGCAACUGGCAGCAUUGUCUCAUGGCACCUUCUGUUUCAUGUCUUUCCGCGGCUAUGGAUGGUACCUUUCGAGCACAGCAGCCUUGCUCUAUUGCUCGUGGGUUGUACACAAUAUUGUUGCAUGGAUGAAGAUCCGUCCGUUCUUCACCGAUUCAAGAUCCAUGUUCAAGCCAGAGACGGGCUUGUGGGUCAAGCGCAUAUACUUGGUCACCCUUGCUUGUACCGCACCACCCAUCAUCCUGCAGAUCUAUGACAACUUUCGAUUCUUCAACAACAUCAAUGACUUCUACACCCAAGUGAGGCCUUACGAGCCUUUGUUUAGAGAUCCUUGGUGGGUUUUCACCUGUAUCGCUUUGUUCCACGUCAUUCGCAAAUGCUACGGAACUGGGGUUUUUGAAUUGAUCAAAAGGUCUCCCCGUUUUGGCAUCUUGCUCGGCGCUAUCUGCCUGUCUCUGAUUUUCACCGGGCUUGACAUUGUCGCAAGCAUUCACAAUUUCAUCGGUUCCACUGACGGUAUAAAUCCUUGGUGGAAGCUGUCGUUGGUUUUCAAGUGCUUGACCGACACAAUCAUGCUGGACGAUUUCAAGACCGAAUUGAAACGCUUGGGUAUCAAGCGGUUGCAACAGGAUGAAUUACGUCGACGAAGUAUGGCAUUGGUUUUGGACGACCAUACCAAGGAUGAUGAUAAUCAGCUCGAGUUCUCGGAUGCUCUCAACGUCAAUCCUGCCACGUUCCAAAUACUACAAAGCACAGACACGAGCUCCAGCCAAAGUCCGAGGGGCCGAUUGAGACAUGAAUCUGUCAGUGAAUCACGUGAUGACCAGAGAAAUCACGUGGGCAGUUCGGGCAAAAAGAUCUCCCGACUGCCCGGAUUGAAGGAUUUCAAAUUCGAUUACAAGAGGACUAGCAGAAAGAAGACUAAAUCCGACGAUGAAGAGAAGCAAAGACCAGCAACGGACGACGAUCGACCUCCACCAGCUGCCCCAGAUCGACUGUCACAGAUGCGUAAGAGCUUAGGCGUAAUCGAUUAUCACCCUCGCUAG